Messenger RNA from Adineta steineri, 2373 nucleotides. The record is from the annotation of a GenBank genome assembly. NCBI's taxonomy places the organism in Eukaryota, Metazoa, Rotifera, Eurotatoria, Adinetida, Adinetidae.
AUGCCGACGGAAAUGAUAGUCGAUAAUCAUGAUAAUAAAUUUCUUCAAGAAAUUAGUGAUCAAGAUUGGAUAUAUGAAAAACCAAUAUCAGUAUUAAGUUUAGAUCCAGCUGAUCGAAAAGUUUUAAAAGUAGCUGAUCAACGUGAUGCUAUACAAAAAAAGACAUUUACUAAAUGGAUUAAUUUUUAUUUAUCAACCAGAAAUGGUUUAUAUGUUGAUGAUUUAUUUCUUGAUUUACGUGAUGGACAUUUAUUAUUAACUUUAUUAGAAAUAUUUACCAACCAAAUAAUUCCUCGUGAACGUGGUACAUCAAAAUUUCAUGCUUUACGAAAUAUUGAACAAUGUCUUCAAUGUCUCAAACACGAUCAUAAUAUUCGUUUGGUAAAUAUUCGUCCGGAAGAAUUAGUAAAUGGUAAUCCAAAAUUGACAUUAGGUCUUAUUUGGCGAAUUAUCCUACACUUUCAGUUUUCUGAUAUAACUUCAUUUAUAUCUGAUGACAAUAUUUCGAUAAAUUCUCACCAAUCAAUACCAUCUAAUUUACCAAUUCAAUCGACUUUAGUAUCUAAUUCAAUCACAAUAGAAACAUUAGUGAAAAAAAUACUAAUUGAUCAAGUACCAUCAAAUUAUCGACAUAGAUUAUUAUUAUGGGCUCGUCAACAAUGUCAAUAUUAUCCAGGGAUUUAUGUUGAAGAUUUUACAAGUUCAUGGCGUAAUGGUCGAGCAUUUCUUGCUAUACUUCAUCGACAUAACCCAAAAUUAAUCGAUAUUCAACAAGCAUAUCGUUCUUCAAAUCGAGAAAAUCUUACUCGAGCUUUUAAUUUUGCUGAAAAACAUUAUGGAAUUACAAAAUUGAUUGAUCCUGAAGAUGUUGAUUCCGAUGUACCUGAUGAAAAAUGUAUUUUAUUAUAUAUCUCACAUUUAUAUAAAGUUUGUUCAAAUCUACCUAUUCAUCCAUUUCAAGAAGAACAUAAUAGAAUUCAACAGGAAGGAAAAUUAUCUUAUGAAUAUACAAGUCUUUCAACUGAACUUCUCAAAUGGCUUCGAAUAAAAUUCGAUUUUUUAAAUUGUGAAAUUAAAUUUCAAACUUUUGAACAAUAUCAAAUGUUCAAAAACAGAUUAGAAAUUAUAAAAAAUACUGAAUUAUUGAAAUAUAAUCAAUCCUUACAACGAUUAAGAUCUAUAGAUGCUGAAUUUGAAAUUUUACAAUCCAAUGGAUCUUUACAACCAGAUAUUGAAUCACUAAAUUUAGCUUGGAAUAAAUUAGAAAUAACUAUAAAUGAUAUGGAGAAUAUUUUAAAAAAAUAUGAUAAGCUAAAACUUGAUUUAGAUGUUAUUGAACAUGAUAUAACAAAUAUUGAAAUAAAAUCAAAACAAACCGAUGAUCAUCUAACAGAAAAUUCUAUUAGUGAAUUACAAAUAAAAUUAGAUCAAAUAUCAAAUCAUUGUCAAACAUUAUCAUUACCAAAUGAACAAACUCGAAUUGUACUUGAAAGAAUAAAUCAAUUAAAUUUACGUAUUAAUAUAAAUUCAGUAUCAUCACCAACAAUAACAAAUGGAUUUCAUCAUAUACCGAAAGAGCAGGCUCUUUCACCUAAGAUUGAACAACUUAAUGUUAUUGUUACUGAAGAUUUUCGACAAACACGUAGUUCUCUCCAACUUAUGAUUGAUGAUUCAAUACAAUUCAAUAUAAAAGAUUUAAUUAAAGAACUUCAUAUGAUUGAUUCAAUUUUACAUACACUCAAUCAAUUAAUACAACAACGUCAAAUACAUUUAUCCGAAACUAGCUUACCAAUAUCUAAUGAUGAUCUUUUGAUACUGUAUAAGCAACAUAAGGUUAGAUAAUGUAUAAUUUAUUUAAUCAGAAACCCAUAUGUGAAUUUGCUUGGAAAAGAAAACAGAAGAGAUUUUUUCUAUAAAUAAAUAGAAGUCUUAAAAACAAAAAACGUACUUGAGCUAUCAAGUGUUAAAUACAGAUAUAUAUCCGUCUAUCAUUUAGUUAAUUAUGAGACAGUAAGUCAUAUGUAUUUAUUAUCGAAGAAAAAAAAAACGGCAGCAGAAAAAGAUAAAAAAAGAAAGAGAGGAUAUAUAUAGAUAUAUAUAUAUAUUGGAUAAUAGAUUUGCUCAUCUAUAGUAAUCCGUCUUGUUUUUUUUUGCCAAGGCGAUAAGAGUUUUCUCUUUCUUUUGUACUAUUUGUGUGUACAAAUGUCUCGACAAAUGGAAAAAAAAGAAAAUAGUAUUAGAUAAAUGUACUAUACCAUUAAAUAACAAAAAACUGCUAAAAGAAUUUGGUGAUAUCAUUUAUAUUUACGGUAACACACAGUGGUUAUUCAACAAAUCAUAAUAACAGCAGUUUGUGACCAUAUGUAUUCAAUU